AUGUCUCGGCAACUUUUCCCACAGAAUCCAUCGGAGGCCAUGGUCAUUCGCAAUGUGACCUCCGACGUUAUCACGAUGAGCUUGCCGUUUGCGCGAUUCGGGCGCCUCAAGUUUGGAGGACGGGGCACAUUAGUCAAGAUGCAGUCUGGAUCUCUCGCGGUGUUCUCCCCUGUCAACCUCACGCCCGAAGUGCGCGAGGUGGUGUCGGGUCUGGGCGGAAACGUGAGAUACAUCGCUGCCCUGGACAUGGAGCAUCACAUCCACCUCACCUCCUGGAAGAACGCCUACCCCGAUGCCGAGAUCAUCGCUCCAGAAGGGCUGUGGGAGAAGCGGCAGUCCAACCCAGAAUACAAGGACACGCCGUUCCACCACAUCUUCCGCAAAGACGACCAGGGCCCACGCAGGAUUUCCGACGAGUUUGAUGCCGAGUUCGAAACCGAAUACGUGUAUGGACAUCCAUCGCGGGAGCUGGUGUUCCUGCAUAAGCGAUCGCUCACGCUCAUCGAGGCGGAUAUGCUGUUUACUCUGCCUGCACGGGAGCAGUAUUCCAAGACGAACGAGAGCGCGACCUCUGGGUGUCUCACCAGGAUGAUCACCCCGCUGAUGUCGGCGACGGCGCCGGCGACAUGGCAGAAGCGGUUCCAGUGGUAUAUACUGUCGAGUGCGGAUCGACGAGCGUACGCGGAGUCGAUGCGACGGAUCGAUAAAUGGGAGUUCAAUCGACUGAUUCCGUGUCAUGGAGAUGUGGUGGAGAGCGGUGCGAAGGGCGUGUUCCGGACGGUGAUGGAGUGGUUUUUGGAGGAUAAAAAGCGUGUGUGA
Molecule: messenger RNA, 819 nt
Organism: Aspergillus terreus NIH2624
Lineage: Eukaryota; Fungi; Ascomycota; Eurotiomycetes; Eurotiales; Aspergillaceae
Exons: 2
Coding region: 1-819 (272 amino acids)
Source: RefSeq, a predicted model, not a curated record